Hyaloscypha bicolor E is the source of this 869-nucleotide messenger RNA. RefSeq lists its product as uncharacterized. Lineage: Eukaryota; Fungi; Ascomycota; Leotiomycetes; Helotiales; Hyaloscyphaceae. The coding region runs from base 47 to 742 and encodes 231 amino acids. The transcript is spliced from 2 exons. The record is from RefSeq and is a predicted model, not a curated record.
GAAAGACCCUAUCUAUUCUACCUGCUUAAACUAUAAGCGCUCGAGUAUGUCAACUCCGACAGCCUUGCCAUCGCAAAGUGCCGGGAAAAGGGUGGUCGCAAUAUCAUCUCAACCUGCUAGCUCUCGCGCCAGUAACGCAACCCCUAAAUGGGUAGACACCCUGCUCUUUUGGGUUGACUGGGGUAUCAAAGUCCUCGGCGUAGCCGCAGCAAUCAUCUUCGGUAUCUGGGCACCUUUAUCCUACCAGGCCGCCAAUAAUGCUAGUACGAGCGGUGAUGCUGCUACAAGCUCCAUGGUUACCGCAGCGUUCGCGGCGAACUCGCAAGCUUCGAGUGCGCUUAGUAUUCAGAGUACUGCGGCGGCAGAGCAGAGUCUCGCGCUCGAUGCCCUGAAUAGCCGUAUCGGCGCUAUAGGCCAGCUAUGGUUGUUAGACUUCUGCCUAGGAAAUACGGCAUUGGCAGCUUGUAAAUCGUUUACAAGUGAGGUACCGAUAACUAGUCUUGUAAGCUAUCUCGCUUCAUCAACUAGUACUGGAGUCACGUCCUCUUCCCAAGCUUCGCCGACAUCCGUGGCAGAGUCACCGACAUCGUCUACUGGUUCCGGGGCAGCAGCAUCGCACAUAGCACUGUCGAUCCCUGUUAUUCUCGGCAUUGUAUUUGCUAUAAUAUUGUUCCUGGGUGUUAUUGCAGGGCUAUUCGUUUCUCGACUCAAGAGAUUGAGAAACAGGCAAUAUGAGGAGUAGUCAACCGAGUGUGUGGGUUUGCGAGUCACGUGAUCCUCACGUGACAUUUGAGUUGUCCAGGCCAGAAUGCGGGAGCAAUAGUAGUUUCGAGAACAUAUAUUAUAUAUAGUAUAAUUAAUAGUAAAAG